AUGCACCUUCUCUUGGCCUUCUUGGCUGCUUGCUUGUUCAAACUCUGCUAUGCUGCGCCACAGACUCUGGCGAUGCAGCAACGGGGCAACGGUGCUGCCUGGUCAAGCAAGCCCACCUGGUACAGUCGGUAUCCUUUGGCCAGUGUCUUCUCGGACAAGCAAGCUGGCGAUGUCGAUCAAUACGAUGUGAUCGAAGUCGCCGCCCUGUCAUACAACUGGCUAGUACAGCAAAAUAGCGACUGGAAGACGAGGUCCACCAAGAAAGGGUACUGCUUGGUCGCCGUGAUCUGGGAUCCAGUCACUCAAGUUUUCACCGUCUCAUCGAUUCCGCAAGGCCCGCGCAAGGAGGACAUGAUCAAACGGGCUACUGGACCACCGAGCGCUUUUAAUCCCCUUAUCGGAGCUCCAAACUGGUACCAACAAGCACGCGGUUUUAUCGAUGCUAAUUCCAAAAAGGGCAAGUUCCACGCCGAGGAUGGCGCGUUUUUUAACUGGGAAUCGAGCGUCGCUCCAGCUCGAAUUGCGAACGGCCAAUAUCAAGGAGGCCUCGUGUUGGGUGUAUAUGGAGACUGGCACAAUCCGGACAAUCCUCAGGACUCCGGGAAGGCUGGGAUAUGGAAUCUUUGCUCUAGCGGCGGUAAUGACCCUAGAAUCCCCAGUUGCCAAACUGUGGCCCAGGGGCUGGGGGUCACUAAUUGGGUACGACGGCCCACGCGGCGCCGUGAUACCAGCAUGGAUGACCUCGAAAAUGCAUCGGACUACGACGGCUCAGACAUUACAGCAGACGACAUUUCUGCAGCGAGUGCCAUCGAGAGUGCUUGUGAAACAUCCAAUCCCAAGUUUAGACUUCGGGUGCGCGAUGAUAAGGCCUCUUGUAGCUCGUAUCUGAGUCCGCCAGUACUCAGCGCAAGUCCUCAGCCCGCGGCCCAGAUCUCCUCCGAGCUGAGCAUUGCUCCUAUUACACCUGCUCCUUCGGGGCCAACUCCUACCUCCUCGACCAAAGCAACUUCCGCAGGCCCCAAACCAUCGUGUACACUGCAGCAUCAGGAUCCGGAUUCAGGCAUCAACACACAGUAUUGCGUUUGUCAGUCGUCCGUAACGCUACCCCUACUCUCCAUUUCAUCCGGUGCUGUGGCCACUCAAGCGUGCGAAUACACGGCUCUGCCAUCUUCUGUCAACAAUGAGGACUCUUGCACCACCAUUCCCAAUUGCCUACCUCAGAAGGCCAAAGCCUCUGUCACAGUAGCAACGUCUCCGCUACAUGUUGGAACUCUCACAGGCGAUGCUCUCUAUACUGGCGUCUCGAAUGCGCUCGUGAGCGUCUGUCCACCUGUCACGCAAACUACCAGUGCGACUAAAUGCAGCGGGACUGCAACUAUCAAAGGCAUCACUUAUGUCGAGAGCGACUCCAUUUCCCACGAUGGUGAGCUGGAAAUCUUCGCCGCUUUCAGCUCGUACAACCAGACAUCCCUCCGCGAUGCCAUGAUCCAGUCCCUCGCUCAGAGCGCUGCCAAGUCCGCCACCGGGAACAACUGCUAUAAGGCGAACUACCAAGUCCUCACGAAGAGGAACUGGUACGAUAAGCUCUUCCGGAGAGAUCACCCAGUUCUAGAACAUGAAGAAAUUGAGCUGUGCAACAUGGCAGAGCUGGCUCUGGUGAAUUACUACUCCCAAUUCUGGCGUCUUGCACCGGAACCUGGACCGACCGACUUCGUUGAGGCGCAGUAUAAGUUUCACGAGACAAGUGGCAGUUUUGCAUGCGAGUUUCUCGAGCUUCUAGCCGAUGCGCUGGUUGCAAUUGAGCCCGAGUUUGCGGUGGCAGAUGUUGAGCUGGGAGAGGAGUUGGCAGCUAUCUGCUCUGGUCUCACUGGUGAAGGCUAG
Zasmidium cellare ATCC 36951 is the source of this 1881-nucleotide messenger RNA. RefSeq lists its product as uncharacterized. The record is from RefSeq and is a predicted model, not a curated record. NCBI's taxonomy places the organism in Eukaryota, Fungi, Ascomycota, Dothideomycetes, Mycosphaerellales, Mycosphaerellaceae. The coding region runs from base 1 to 1881 and encodes 626 amino acids. The transcript is spliced from 3 exons.